AUGCACAUUGAGGGUGGUCCUGCCUUGGGGAGUUCGAAAGUUAAUAUUUUUAUUUUUCUUUCUUUAUUUUUUUCUUUCUUUAUUUCUUUCUUUGUUUCUUUUUUUCUUUCUUUCUUUCUUUCUUUCUUUCUUUCUUUCUUUCUUUCUUUCUUUCUUUCUUUCUUUCUUUUUACUUUCUUUCUUUCACCACCGGUCAAUAUUUUUAAGCUUGAAAAAUCAAACGAAAAUGUUUCAUUCAUUCAUUCAUUCUUUCUUUCUUUCUUUCUUUCUUUCUUUCUUUCUUUCUUUCUUUCUUUAUUUAUUUAUUUAUUUAUUUAUUUAUGCAUUUAUUUAUCUAUCUAUCUAUCUAUCUAUCUAUCUAUCUAUCUAUCUAUCUAUCUAUUUAUUUAUUUAUUUAUUUAUUCAUUUACUUAUUACCCAUCCCUCUUUCUUUUUUCUUUCUUUCUUCUGUCUAUCUAUCUCACUUUCUUUCUGUCUUUAUUUAUUUACUCAUUUCUCAUUCUUACUUUCUUUCUUUCUUCCUUCCUUUAG
Acanthosepion pharaonis is the source of this 531-nucleotide messenger RNA. NCBI's taxonomy places the organism in Eukaryota, Metazoa, Mollusca, Cephalopoda, Sepiida, Sepiidae. The record is from the annotation of a GenBank genome assembly.